Closterium sp. Naga37s-1 is the source of this 2436-nucleotide messenger RNA. Lineage: Eukaryota; Viridiplantae; Streptophyta; Zygnematophyceae; Desmidiales; Closteriaceae. The record is from the annotation of a GenBank genome assembly.
AUGUCCCUGUUCCCUCCUAUCCUACUCUUUCUCACCCCACCUCCCGCUGUCAGGUCGAACGGGUCCACAAGGCAACAGGCGUCGUGCAGAGAAUCGCGGGAAGAACCGUCCAGUCACCCUGUCUCCAUGUCCUUCCCGCCUCCCACCUGCGCGACUCUGUCUCACUCUACCUCCCGCUGUCAGGUCGAGCGAGUGCAGACGGCAACGGGCGUGGUGCAGGUGACGGUGUGCGGCGAUCGCGGCAACCCGCCGCUGAUCACCUAUCACGUCGUCGGGCUCAAUCACUCCACGUGCUUCCAAGGCCUCAUGCUCUGUGCGGACACAUCCGCGUUGCUUCUACGAAACUUCUGCAUAUUCCACGUCGACGCGCCGGGUCACGAGGAGGACGCGGAGGAGAUCCCCUCGUCGCGCCCGCUGCUCUCCGCGGACGAUCUGGCGGAGCAGGUGGCGGAGGUGGCGCGGCACUUUGCGCUCGCUGAUGUCACGCUCAUGGGCGUCACUGCGGGCGCCUACGUCCUCACGCUCUUCGCUCUAUCUCACGGCCAUCUGGUGCGCGGACUCAUUCUCGUAUCUCCUCUGCUCUCGCCGCCCUCCUGGUCUGAGUGGGCGCACAACAAGGUGACCAUGAGUGUGCUCUCCUAUUACGGCAUGACGUCAUACAUCAAGGACUCGCUCUUCGACCGCUAUUUCUGCCCCGCCACGUCAGGCUUCCACGGACCUGCGUCAGAUGCGCUCAUGUCCUUCCGCAGGGAGCUGGACUAUCACGAGCCUGAGAAUCUCAUGCGUUAUUUCUACGCCAUCCAGAGCCGCAACAACCUGCUCCCUGCACUGGCGGCGCUGCAGGUGCCAGUGCUACUGGCCGUGGGUGACUCGUCCCCCUUCAACCCCCUCGCUCGCUCCGCCUUCCACCACCUCUAUGCCAAGGCUCCUCUGUUUUCACCUGGCGCCUCUUCUUGCUCCUCCUCAACCGCAUCUCUCACGCUCUCCACCUCUUCCUCGCCCUCUCGCCCUCACUCUCGCUCUGAAUCUCACUCUUACUUUUUAUCUGAGGAGGCAGAAAAGGGGGUGGAGGAUAGGGAAGAGGAGGGUGAGAGGGAUGCGAGAGGCACGGGUGGGUUGGUGGCCGUGGCUGAGUGUGACAGGAUGGGAGGAAGGAGGAUGUGGGAAGGGGGGGUAAGACGAGGGCAGAUGGGGAGUGAAGAUGCUGCUACGUUGGCUGUGGACGGGGAGAGGGAUGGAGGCAGGGAGGAGAGGCGGGCAGGGAUAGAGGAGCGGGAAUGGGAGAAUGGGAGUGCGAGUGAGCAGUGGAGAGAGAGAGGGGAGGAUAGCAGCACGUGUGCAAGUGAAGAGGGCAGCAGUGGAAGGCGCGAAAGGAAAGGGGGCAGUGGCAGCAACAGGUGCGAGAGAGAAGUAACCAGCAGGAGCAGCAGCAGCAGCAGCAGCAGCAUGUGCGAGAGUGUAGGGAGCAGCAGCAGCAGGUGUGUGGUGUGGGUGGAGGUGGAGGCGUGUGGGUCGCUGGUGACAGAGGAGCGCCCCCACACGCUCCUCCCUGCCCUCUGCCACUUCAUCUCACAGCUCCGCCCAGCAGCCAGCCACCAAUGGACCUGUUGCCAGUGCGCAGGGGAGGAAGGGGCGGAGAGGAGUGGCUACGGGAGGGAGUGGGCGGUGGGGCGUGUGGAGGAAGGGUCGAGUUCGGGAUGGGUGGAUGGGUUGGCAGAGGGAAGGGUGCAUGUGGGAGGGGCAGAGCAGGGUCAGCGGCAAUGGCAGGAUCAAGAGCAGUGGCAUAAACUCGUGAACGCACAGCCGCAAGAGCAGCAGCAGCAGCAGCAGCAGCAGCAGCAGCAGCAGCAGCAGCAGCAGCAGCAGCAGCAGCAGCAGCAGCAGCAAGAGCAGCAGAUGCAGAGGCAAGCUGUUGCGCUGCCAUUGUCAACAUCAAGUUCCCACCUCCCCUCUCCCUCCUCCAUCCCGCCCCUCAUCUCCCCGUCCUCCUCCUCUCCCUCCACCUCCACCCCCUCGCGUACCACCCCCUCCCUCUGCACGCCCUUCUGGACACCUGCGUGCACCCCAGCUGCUUUGUCGCCUGCCUUCACACCAGCUGCUGUGUCACCUGUGUGCAUUCCUGCUCCUGCGCUCACCCACCCACCCAUGGAGCACUGCAGCAGCAGCAGCAAGUGCAUUCCAGCAACAGCUGGGGCGGUUGUGAGGGGCUUUGGGCAGCAGGCGUGUGCGAGGGAGUGUGAGAUGAAUGUAUCGCAGGUGCGGCAGCGGGAGUUGGAGCAAGGGAGGGAUUGGGAGAGGGGGAAAGAGCAGAUGUAUCUGGAGGUGGAGAGGAGGAGGCUGCAGCCGGUGCGCACCAGUGGUGAGGGAAGGAGGUUUGGGGAGCAGGAGGCACAGUGGGCAGGGUUUGAACAAGUGUGUGGGUCGCCCACAAGCUGA